Molecule: messenger RNA, 796 nt
Organism: Paramecium octaurelia
Lineage: Eukaryota; Ciliophora; Oligohymenophorea; Peniculida; Parameciidae
Source: the annotation of a GenBank genome assembly
AUUUAUUCAUGAGUGAUCACGAAGAGAACGAGGACAAAGAGCAACAAGAAGAGACUACAUCAAAUCCACCUAAGUUUGAAGACUAUUCUGAUGUAUGAAAAGAGUGAUUAUUUAGAUGGAUAAAACUCAAAUUCCUAUCUUCGAAAAGAAUGCAGGAACAGAAUGCUUUAAAAAAGGGGAUUAUUUUGAAGCCACACGUCAUUAUGCUAAAGUACAAUAUCAACUUAAACGAAGGCUGUAAUGGCGUAUUAAUUUUUGAUUAAGGAUGGAGUGGUGAAUGAUCCAGAAGAAAUGCAAAAAUUGACUUAAGAGAUAUAUGUAAGUAAAUUAUUGAGAUAUUUCGUAGCUACCUUGCAAUCUCAAUCUAUCCCUUUGUUACCUUAAGUAAAAAGAAUAUCAAAUGGGAAAGGAUUUUGCUAAUAAGGCAUUAGAAGUUGAAGGCAACAAUAUUAAGGGUUUGUAUAGAAGAGGAGUUUGUUUAAUGAACUUAUAGGAGGUAUGCAAUAAUGCAAGUACUUAGUUUAAAGCAGCUGGAGAGGACUUUAAAAGGAUAUUGGAAGUUGAUCCAAAUAAUGAUGAUGCAAAAUAGGCUUGGGAACAAUUAUUAAAAAAGAAAGAGUAGAUUAAAUAGAAGCAGAAGGCAAUAAGUGAGAAAAUGUUAAACAGUUUGAACUAUGAGGAUAAAAUUGAGAGUCAGAAAAAAAAGAAUGAAAAAAAAAACUGGUUUAGAGAAAAGUAUGAUUGGCUAAAAUAGAUAUUGUGUGUUAGAAAGAAGGCAAAAAACAAAUGAUGCCAC